UAGUUUUUGUGUAGUUAAGGUCCAAAAAGGCCAUAAAGCUAGAAAGGGGGCUAACAAAAAGAAAUGAAAGGGUAGGAAAAAAAAUGAAAAAAUUGGGGUCCUCCAGAAUCCAUGAGAGAUGGAACUCUCUUUCAGUUGCAGAACCAGACAAUCAUUUGAUCGCCUCUGUUGUCCUGUUGUCAGUUACCAGAACCUAGACCAUAUCGAAACCUCAAAAGCGGACUGACUUUCUUGCAUUUUUCUAUGUAACGUACGGAACCAUCUCUUAACCUCGUGUCUUUGCGGAAGAUUUUCUUCUACUCGUUGUCCUUUCACACCACUGCAGCCCGCAUAAAAAAUUUCCGAUUCACCAGGGAAAAGGGAAAAAGAAGAAUUUGAGAAGGGGCAAGGAAGAUGCAGGGAUGGGGAAGAGAAGACUAAGAAAUUGAAGAACCGAAAACGUUGAACUAUUCUAUGAUAAGCAAACAGAAUGGAUAAGCAAGAUCAUAGCCAGCCGCAGGUCAGUGGCAUAGUUGGUGGCAUGCCUCAGCUUUCGUAUGCCACGAAUGUGUACACUGGAAAUCCUGGUCAGGGAUCAUUGGUGACAUCAGUUGUAGCCAGCCAGCCUACUGGUCAAACAACAGGAGUUCAGAUUGGAGAACAACGUGCAUACCAGCAGAUACACCAGCAGCAGCAACAGGAAUUGGAGCAACAACUUCAGUCCUUCUGGGUAAAUCAGCGCCAAGAGAUUGAUAGGCUUACUGAAUUUAAGAAUCAUAGUCUUCCCUUGGCAAGGAUUAAGAAGAUCAUGAAGGCUGAUGAAGAUGUAAGAAUGAUAUCUGCUGAGGCACCAAUUGUCUUUGCCAGGGCCUGUGAGAUGUUCAUCUUGGAACUGACUUUGCGUGCUUGGAAUCACACUGAAGAAAACAAAAGGAGGACGCUUCAAAAGAAUGAUAUUGCUGCAGCAAUUGCAAGAACUGAUGUAUUUGACUUUUUGGUUGAUAUAAUACCAAGGGAAGAUCUGAAAGAUGAAGCGCUCCUAGCAGUGCCUAGAAAUGCAAUGCCGUUAGGGGAAUCUUCUGGUUCUCUGCCUUAUUAUUAUAUGCAACCACAGCAGAUGGCACCGGCAAGGCCUCCUGCUCCUGGACUGCCCAUGAACACGCCUGCUAUUGAUCCUACUCUGUAUGGACAGCAGCCUCACCCCUACAUGGCUCCACAUUUAUGGUCAGAGGCGACCGCACCACAGCAGCCUCAAUCACCUUCUGACUCUUAGUCAGUAAAUAGAAUUAUCAUGGAUUGAUGGAAGUACGAUUUGUUACUUAUAGGUUCUCUACUUGCAAUCUAAAGCUCUGUUUCCAACUUGCACUGCCAGCUGAAAAUGGGUCUCGCACUCUGUAUUCAUGGUUUGCUUCAGAUUUUGGCUCCUGCUUAUUCCCCAUUAGGCCUUAUAUUCUGCUUUACAGCAAUCACCGAGGCAAACCUUGUCAAACAAGAAGGAUCAGAAUUCUGAGGGUGGUCAGAAAAGCAACUUGGGAUGUCUAAAUUCGUUAUGUGCAUAUGAUGUUGGGGAGCUUAUGUAUUUUGUUUAUCCCAUUUGAACUUUACUACCAUAUAGCUUGUUUUUCCUGAUGUGCAUUAUUUUAUGUAUGUAAUAACUAUAUAUAAAAUUUAGAUGCGUUUUUUGAACAUCCAGCGCUUGUUGCGUAGAUGCUAUGAUACAAAGUGUAAUGAUGAUAUUGCAUUUCUUGAGGUGUUUGGGAAU
Messenger RNA from Coffea arabica (coffee), 1741 nucleotides. Its product is annotated as nuclear transcription factor Y subunit C-2. Gene Ontology annotation, molecular function: DNA-binding transcription factor activity, RNA polymerase II-specific; RNA polymerase II cis-regulatory region sequence-specific DNA binding; protein heterodimerization activity. NCBI's taxonomy places the organism in Eukaryota, Viridiplantae, Streptophyta, Magnoliopsida, Gentianales, Rubiaceae. Gene Ontology annotation, cellular component: nucleus. The record is from RefSeq and is a predicted model, not a curated record. Gene Ontology annotation, biological process: regulation of transcription by RNA polymerase II.